This is a messenger RNA of Eptesicus fuscus (big brown bat), 1749 nucleotides long. It is a transcript of the gene B3GALT4, whose product is annotated as beta-1,3-galactosyltransferase 4. NCBI's taxonomy places the organism in Eukaryota, Metazoa, Chordata, Mammalia, Chiroptera, Vespertilionidae. Gene Ontology annotation, molecular function: N-acetyl-beta-D-glucosaminide beta-(1,3)-galactosyltransferase activity. Gene Ontology annotation, cellular component: membrane. The transcript has a single exon. The coding region runs from base 496 to 1650 and encodes 384 amino acids. The record is from RefSeq and is a predicted model, not a curated record.
UGGGUACAAUUUCUUUGAUACGGAACCAGGAACCGAGGGUCCGCAUCGGUGCAUCGGGAGGUAACACGUGGUUGGGGAGGAAGACCUACGUCAACACGCGCUGGUCCAAUUACUUUCCUGUCCCCAGAAAGGCUCCCCUCCGCUAUCGGCCACGCUGCAGGCGGGGUUCUGGGAACGCGCGGAGCCACACCCCUCCCGGGAAUGGGGGGGCGCUGCCGCUCGGCGCCAGUGGGAGGCAGCUGGUGCGGCAGCUCCGCCAGCCAUGGAGCUGAGCUUCCGGGUGGCGGGGCAGCGACCAGGUAACCUCCCCGCAGCUGCAGCCGUAGCCUCCUGUGUCCGCGUCUCCGCACCUUAUGGCGCAGGUACCGCCCGCCAUCUCCGCUCGCCCCAUCCUAGGCGUGGUCGGUUAGGGACUCGGGCUGCCGAGAGCCGGCUCUGCGGCCUCCAACCGCCCUCUGUCUCCCGCUCCCAGGCUCCCUCUGACUGCGGCGCGCCAUGCCCCUCAGCCUCUUUCGGCGCCUUCUCCUCGGCGCCCUGCUGCUGGUGAUAGUCUGGGCCCUCUUCGGGCCCUCGGGCCUCGGGGAGGAGCUGCUGAGCCUCUCGCUAGCGUCGCUGCUCCCAGCACCGGCCUCGCCGGGGCCGCCCCUGGCCCUGCCGCGUCUCCUGAUCCCCAACGAGGACGCCUGCGGUGGCCCCGGCGCCCCUCCCUUCCUGCUCAUCCUGGUGAGCACGGCCCCCGAGAACCUCAACCAAAGAAACGCCAUUCGGGCCUCGUGGGGCGGGCAGCGCGAGGCCCGAGGGCUUAGGGUGCAGACUCUCUUCCUUCUGGGAGAGCCUGGCGGGCGGCAUCCCGCCCGGGGCUCCCUUGAGAACGACCUGGAGCGGGAGUCAGUGGCCCGCGGGGACAUCCUGCAGGCGGCCUUCCAGGACUCCUACCGCAACCUGACCCUCAAGACGCUCAGCGGGCUGAGCUGGGCGGACAAACACUGCCCCCGGGCCCGCUACAUCCUCAAGACCGACGACGAUGUGUUUGUCAACGUUCCGGAACUGGUAUCCGAGCUGGUCCGGCGAGGGGGCCGUUGGGAGCAAUGGGAGAGGGGCAUGGAGCCCCAGAGAGAGGCGGAGGCUGGAGAUGGAGGGUGGGAAGGAGGCAGCCCCACCCCGGUGCGCCAGCCCAUGCCGCUUCUGUACCUGGGCCGCGUGCACUGGCGGGUGCACCCCUCUCGGACUCCAGGGGGCAAGCACCAGAUCUCAGAGGAGCAGUGGCCGGCCACCUGGGGCCCUUUCCCACCCUACGCCUCGGGCACAGGAUAUGUGUUGUCAGCUUCCGCUGUGCAGCUCAUCCUCCAGGUGGCCAGCCGGGCACCCCUUCUGCCACUGGAAGAUGUCUUUGUGGGGGUAAGUGCCCGACGAGGAGGCCUCACCCCAACCCACUGUGUCAAGCUGGCUGGUGCCACCCACUAUCCCUUGGACCGGUGCUGCUACGGGAAAUUCCUGCUGACGUCCCACAGGUUGGACCCCUGGAAGAUGCAGGAAGCCUGGAAGCUGGUGGGCGGCUCCGAGGGGGAAAGGACUGCGCCCUUCUGCUCCUGGCUCCAGGGAGUCCUGGGCAUCCUGCGGUGUCGGGUAAUAGCCUGGCUUCACAGCUGAGAGGACCCGGGCCAUUGGAGAGGAGUGAGGAGCGGAGGGACCAGCCAGCUCCCCCACCUUCCUCCCGGGCCCGAGGCGUCUGGCUGCAACUGGACAGCU